AUGCCGGCUCGAAAAUCAGACCAGCCUCGCAAAAGCGAUGCCCUCAUCCCCGACGACAGCACCCUACCCACCGCCCCGGCAGAUGAAUCACAAGCAGCCGCUUCCGCACCAGAAAAGACCACCAAGGACAAGGACAAAGAGAAAGACACCACCACAAUUGAAGACCUCACGCUGCCCAAGUCAAUAAUCACCAGACUCGCAAAGGGCGUAUUGCCCCCCAACACGCAGAUCCAGGCCAAUGCCAUCCUAGCCAUGAGCAAGAGCGCCACCGUAUUCAUAAACUACCUCGCUUCACAUGCCAACGAAAACACGGUGAAUGCGGGCAAAAAGACGGUCGCGCCGGCAGACGUCUUCAAGGCGCUGGACGAGGUCGAGUUUUCGUUUUUGAAGGGGCCCCUCGAGGCCGAAUUUGCCAGGUUCAGCCAGAUCCAGACGGAGAAACGCACAAGUUACCGCCAGAAAGCACGUGCCAAGCACGACGGCGCCGGGGGCGACGACACGGAAAUGGCGGACACGACGGCCGCGGAUACGACGGUGGCUUCGGACAAGGUGGGUGGUGCGCCGCGCGCGAAGAAGGCGCGUGUUGAUCCUGGGGAGGUGGAUGAGGAGGAGGAGGAGGAGGAUGCUGAGACGGAGGAGGAGGCGGAGGUUCAUGAGGAGGAGGAUGACGACGAUGAGCAGGCAGAUGAGGAGGAGGAGGAGGAGGGAGCGGAAGAGGGGAACGGGAGCAGCGAAGAAACGCAGGAUGCGUUGGAAGAGAGAACUGCAAGUGAUGACAGGGACGAGGCGUUGGACGGAGACGAGAGUGAUUAG
This is a messenger RNA of Metarhizium acridum CQMa 102, 813 nucleotides long. RefSeq lists its product as uncharacterized. The record is from RefSeq and is a predicted model, not a curated record. Lineage: Eukaryota; Fungi; Ascomycota; Sordariomycetes; Hypocreales; Clavicipitaceae. Gene Ontology annotation, cellular component: CHRAC; epsilon DNA polymerase complex. Gene Ontology annotation, biological process: heterochromatin formation; DNA damage response; leading strand elongation. Gene Ontology annotation, molecular function: chromatin DNA binding; protein heterodimerization activity.